CAAAGCAAGCCUGAACUUCCUCCUAUUGAACUUAGAAUAGCUGGCGGUUGGGUUCGUGAUAAGUUGCUCGGAUACGAAUGUCAUGACUUGGAUAUUGCGAUAGACAAUAUGAUGGGUCUCGAAUUUUGCGAAAAUAUCAGCAGUUAUAUGAAAUCCAAAGGAAUAGACGUUAGAAGCGUACAUAAGAUCGAAUCGAAUCCGGAAAAGUCCAAACACCUAGAAACUGCCACUACGAAAAUUUUUGAUCAAGAAAUUGAUUUUGUGAACUUACGUCAUGAAGAAUACGCGGAGGAGAGUAGAAUCCCUAAAAUCGUAUUUGGCACUCCAGAGCAAGACGCAUAUCGGAGAGAUCUUACAAUAAAUUCACUUUUUUACAACAUAAACACGAGCUCAGUCGAAGACUACACGAAACAGGGAGUCUCCGAUCUGAAGGAGGGCAUAAUCAGGACUCCUCUUCCCGCAUUUGAAACCUUUAUGGAUGACCCUUUGCGGGUUCUAAGAUGCAUAAGAUUUGCCAGUCGAUUUCAUUUUACGGUAUCCGAAGACAUCUUGAAAGCUGCGAGAGAUGAUAGGUUAAAGGAGGCGUUUAAAAAGAAAAUAAGUCGCGAGCGUGUCGCAGUAGAGUUAGACAAAAUGAUUCAAGGACCGGAUCCGGUUUUAUCUAUAGAACUUAUAUAUGACUUUGGUUUGUAUGAAACUAUAUUUGUACCACCAUCUCAGCAAAAUUGCCAAGGAAAUAUGGGAGACUCUAGAGAUGUUGUUAGUCUCGCGAAGAUACUGAAAUGGCUCUUGCAGCUUACUGGCAAAAACAGUAUUCACUCGGAACUUUUGUCCCGAACUCCAAAAGAUCUUAGGGCACUUUAUUUGGCUUCUGUUCUGAUACCUUUUAAAGAUAUGAAAAUGAAGAAAUCAACACCAAUUUCUUAUGUCCUGAAGGAUAGCCUUAAGUUUCCUGCUGUAGAUGCAAUUUCAACGGAAAAACUAAUUUCCACCAUUAAUCCUCUAAUGGAUACAACGAAGAAAAAUGCAGAAGUCCCUUUAGAUCGAAAAUCGAUUGGCUUAUUUAUUCGUGAG
Molecule: messenger RNA, 1074 nt
Organism: Acaulospora morrowiae
Lineage: Eukaryota; Fungi; Glomeromycota; Glomeromycetes; Diversisporales; Acaulosporaceae
Source: the annotation of a GenBank genome assembly